CAUCUUCAAAAUCUCGGUUGACAGUCACCAUGGCAUUGAAGUGGUUUCUUCUCCUGCUGCUCUCAGCGCUUUGCAUGCGUCCGGUUCUCUCCCAGUCUCUCCGCGAUGAACCCACACCUCCACAUUUGCAGUCGCCAAGCUCUCGUCUUCCUCUCCGUCUCCAGAUGCAAGAUCUGUGCACAAAUUUUGUGGUUAUCUGCGACUUUGUGGCUCAGCACUGCAACCCCGAAGCUAAAACCCAACCUUGGAUGAAAAACCCACCACUAUCAGAUGAAAAACCCAAAUGCAUCGAGAGCUUUAACUUAUUCUACCAGCACAGCAACACUUUGACCAGCUGCAUCCAAGAAUUACCAGCAGAUUCCAGUGAAAAGACCCAAGCUCUGCUGUUUCUGGAGUUCUACACGUCCUGGCAGCAGCAAAAUGCCUGUAAGAUGUUCCAUGCCACAGAAGCGAAAGCAGCGACGGAAUGUUCAGGUGUCAACGCUCAUCGACCGUGGAGACAAACAACUUGGCCACUGUAUUGCCACGAAGUCUUUACAAUGUACAACAGCACACGACACGAACUGGACAAACUUUGUGAACGAACUCCAAAUUCUGAGACGUUCUGGGAAGGAUACGUGGAUUAUAUCGGCUCCAAGACAUGCAAACACUACUACGACAUGGUGCGAGAAGCCAGAGAACGAGGAUGUGGACAAAAGGAUAAGGCAUUACAUGGACAGGAAUGCCGAGAACUGUUCCAUUGGUACGCAGAUAACAAAGAGGUGAUCGAAACAGACUGCUUCGAGUUGAAGGCCAGCAAACCGUUCUAUCGGGGAUUCUACACUUGGAAGAAACAGCAGAAAUAAGUUUAUGAUAUUUUGUUUAUGGGUCGAUGCAUAUUUUAGUUGAGUAUAAGAAACUUUUCUUCCUAUAUUUUUAUUAACUUACUGAAGGGCCGCGUG
Messenger RNA from Phytophthora nicotianae INRA-310, 941 nucleotides. RefSeq lists its product as hypothetical. The record is from RefSeq and is a predicted model, not a curated record. Lineage: Eukaryota; Oomycota; Peronosporomycetes; Peronosporales; Peronosporaceae. Bases 30 to 845 code for a protein of 271 amino acids. The transcript has a single exon.